This is a messenger RNA of Vanessa tameamea, 1651 nucleotides long. It is a transcript of the gene Cyp304a1, whose product is annotated as probable cytochrome P450 304a1. Gene Ontology annotation, molecular function: oxidoreductase activity, acting on paired donors, with incorporation or reduction of molecular oxygen, reduced flavin or flavoprotein as one donor, and incorporation of one atom of oxygen; iron ion binding; heme binding. Gene Ontology annotation, cellular component: cytoplasm; intracellular membrane-bounded organelle. NCBI's taxonomy places the organism in Eukaryota, Metazoa, Arthropoda, Insecta, Lepidoptera, Nymphalidae. The record is from RefSeq and is a predicted model, not a curated record. The transcript is spliced from 9 exons. Bases 49 to 1602 code for a protein of 517 amino acids. Gene Ontology annotation, biological process: xenobiotic metabolic process.
AUUCGAUAAAGUCGUUAUUUGACAGUCGAGCGAGAGUCUUCGCACAAAAUGAUCGGCUUCAUAAUAACGUCAUUUUUGAUUACCCUUUGUAUCGUGCGUUUAUAUAAAAAUGCAUAUAAAAGGCCGUUGGACACAUUUCCACCAGGACCGAUUAGCUUACCAGUUUAUGGGGCUUACUGGAUCGUACUUAUGAGAGAGAUUAACAAUUUGGGAGGAUCGCUUAGAAAGCUCGCUAGAUAUUACGAUACAAAGGUACUAGGAAUGUAUCUCGGGAAAUUCCCUACAAUUGUUGUUGACGAUCCAAAAUUAAUAAAGCAAACACUGAAUAAUGAAGAUUUCGAUGGCCGCUUGGAUAUCAUCAUAUCCCGCCUACGGUCGUUUUGGAAAAGACUCGGUAUAUUCUUCACAGACGGAUACUUUUGGCACGUUCAGAGAAGAUUCACCCUUAGGUGCUUGAGGGAUUUUGGUUUCGGAAGGAGAGAUGAAACCCUUGAAACUGUUAUAGCUAAUGAGACUAUGGAAAUGGUUGAUUUGGUGCUAAAUGGACCAAAGUAUCCCGAGGAAAAGGAAUUAGUGAAAGGAGACCUUAUAUUUCUACAACAUUACUUCGCUGUGCCGUUUAUAAAUGGUAUUCUUCAUAUUUUCACGCGGUCGACUAAACCGAGAUCUGAAUACCACGUCCUGUGGGACCUGGCACGCAAAACCCUGCUAUUUCAACGAGGAACUAAUGACUUAGGUGGUGCAAUAACCCUGACUCCUUGGUUAAAAGAUGUGAUGCCAAACUACAGCGGUUACACAAAUCUGUGUAAAGGAAAUCAAAAUUUAUUGGAUUUCUUUAGUAAACUUAUAAAACAAACGUACGUCACCCAGGAUGAUAGCCACGACCGUCAUUUCUUAGACUGUUAUGUAAGAAAAAUGAAAGAAGAACAAAAAAGCGGACACCGCACAACAUUUUCAGAUGAACAACUUCAACUGGUCUGUACGGACUACAUGUUUCCGGCAGCGACUGGAAUACAAUCGGUGCUCACGUUUCUAAUCGAAAGAAUACUUCUACAGCCCGAGAUACAAGAUAAAAUUCAUGAAGAGAUCGACAGGGUAGUUGGACGCGACCGCCUUCCAACGCUCGAUGAUAGACAGAACAUGCCUUAUUUGGAAGCUUGUCUACGAGAGAUAAUGAGAUUCGAGACACUUGUGCCGCUUGGGGUACCACAUCGCACAAUGAAGGACUGUAAGCUGGAAGGCUACGAUAUUCCAGAGAAUACAGUAGUAGUAUUCAAUUACGUCACUCUUCAUUUUGAUAAGGAUAUUUGGGGCGAUCCGGAAAAUUUUAGACCAGAACGUUUCAUAACAAACGGAGUAUUAGAUUUAUCCAAGGACAAAUCUCUUCCAUUUGGAGCUGGUAAAAGGCUGUGUGCAGGUGAAACAUACGCGCGUCAGUCAAUGUUCCAAGUCUUUGCCGGAUUUAUGCAAGCGUUCAGUGUAUCUACAGCCGACGGUAAACCUCUUACGAAACCUGCCCGGAGAAUCCAAGGCAUCAUUACAACAGUACCUGAAUUCUGGGUGCGUGUCACACCUAGAGUAUAUGAAAUUAAUAAAAAAUAAGUUAAUUUUAUAAUUAUAUUAUCAGCUGCCAAAUAAAUUGUAUGUUUAU